AAAUUACCGAGUAUGCUUCGGCACUUUUGUCCCCUUGCGGCUAAUCGCAAGAGGAGAUUCAGCUUGGAAACAAGCCAUUGAACCGUGGGUCUCGAGCCCUACUGCAUUUCCGUUCACGUUGCAAUGUCACAGAAGGGCAAAACAUCAUCACAACAGCAGCAGCUCCAAGCACCAACACAGCCACGACACCACCCUCAUAGAGGAGGUUAUUCUUCUGCUGCUGCCAGUGGUCAUCCUGAUUAUCGUAUACAAGGCUACCCACAGCAAAUUCCACCAAGACAACAUUCACCAGCUGCUCCCCCUACUAGUGGAGCUCCUCAUGAUAUGAACAAGGGUCAACCGCCACAUUUGGCACAGACUCCUCCACAGUCAGCUGUGCAAUCACAACAGCCCCAGCCCCAGGGUGGGGUGGUGCAGGGGACGCAACAACAUACAAUUAUGUAUCAACAUCAGAUGCCUCGGCAACAGCAACAUCAACAUCAACAUCAGGCAUAUUACAAUCCCAGACAAGGACCACAUCAGCCUAGGCCUGGAACUAACAUGCAGAGACAGGUUGCUCCCACACAGCAGAUGUACUCAACAAGUCCUGCUGCCACUGCUCCACAAUUUAAUGUCCAACAACCAGCUCUCUUCUUGGCACAGCCCAUGAAUAGUGCCGCUGGUGUCUACAGUGUGGGACCAUCUGAAGAUGGGUAUAGUAUGUAUAUGACCAGCAACAGUGGUCCAACACACACAGUAUGGACAUCGUCAAAUUUUCCAGCGACAAGGCCGCAGUAUCAACAUGUACAGCAACCUCAGCAACCUCAAUACGUGGCUCAAAACACAGCACCGUAUUAUACACCAUCACCACCAAGUCAAAAUCCUGUUGGCCAAGCAGCCUCCCCUUCAGGCCCGACUCCUGAAUAUUUAUACUCUGCAGGGUACUACCCUCCUCCUGCCCCCCAACAACCCAUACAACAGAUGCAGUAUAACAGGCAGCAGCAUUACAACACGGCUGCACAGCAGAACUAUAUGAGAACUGAUAAACCAGUCCAACGAGAGAAAAAACUUAUAAGAAUAACUGACCCGAAUAAAGGGGUCGAUAUCACUGAAGAAAUUAUGAAAAUAAGUGGUGGCAGUGCGAGUACCGUUAGCAGUAGUGCUACUGUUUCAGCGCCUCUCAGUAGUGGAAAUGUUGGCGCCAUGACGAAUAUAACCGGCGGAAGUGCUAAUGUUACACCACCGGUCUCCGGUAGAUCAAGUGCAACAGGAACGCCACCUCAGGUCACAGCUACCCCUCCUCCUCAACCUCAACCGGUGCUGGGAAAUUCUAUUGCUGCUCAGUUUGCCGCUCAAGUUGCUGCAACUCUUGAUAGCGAUGUAAGGACUCCUACACCACCAAAAUCUGUAGCAGUUGUAGCAACUGCUUCAGAAGAAACUGUGGUGGAAGUGCAGCCCUCUGCACCAGCCCCUAAGGAAGAGGAGCCAGCAGUUGCCACUGCUGCCCCUCCUGUUGUUGCUGUUUUGCCGGAUAAGGAUGCUACAGAAAAUGUGGUUGAGGACACAAAACCAGAGGAAAUUGCAUCAGUAUCUUCCACUCAAGAAGAAACAAUUGUUUUAGACACUAAUAUUGCAAAACCAGAUUUACAAACUGUGCAAAUGGACAUUAGUGAAAAUCAAACCGAGAAAAUUGUGUCGUCGGAUUCUGUUACUGAAAUUGCUGUGUUACCUGAAUCUGUUCCCACAUCUGUGCCUGUACCUGUUCCUGCACCAGUUUCUGUGUCUGUUCCAGAACCGGUUUCUGCGUCUGUUCCAGAACCGGUUUCUGAGUCUGUUCAAGCGCCGGUUUCUGCGUCUGUUCAAGCGCCAGUUUCUGCGUCUGUUCAAGUGCCGGUUUCUGCGUCUGUUCAAGUGCCGGUUCCUGCGUCUGUUCAAGCGCCGGUUCCUGCGUCUGUUCCAGCGCCGGUUCCUGCGUCUGUUCAAGCGCCGGUUCCUGCGUCUGUUCCAGCGCCAGUUCCUGUGUCUGUUCCAGCUCCUGCGUCUGUUCCUGCACAGGUUCCUGAGUCUAUUCCUGAUGUUAAGGAUCAGACAAAAGUAGUUGCAGAGGUAAAAGAACAAAUUGAGGACAUCAAAAGUGAAGUAAAAAGUGAAAAAAAUGUGGAAAAUGGGGAGAAGUCUGUUGAAACUGCAUCAAAUGUGGUUCCAAGUGACAACAUUUCCCAGAUAGAAGUUACAGUUUCAAAACAGAACCUUGAAUCUGAACCAGUUAAGGAACAACUGAAAGAUGUUCAGGCUGAAGAAAACAAAGUCACUGAUAAUUCUGACAAAGCAAAUACAGCUAAGGAGACAAAGAAGAAAACUGGAAAACAGCGAAUGAAGGAACUUAAUAAAAGCACAGAAGAUGGUGAUAUCAUGGCUGCCUUCAAAGACAAAGAUGAGCCAUCAUGUCCCACUGAAAAUGAAACCAAGAAUGAAAAUGAGAAAGAAAUCAAAGAAAAAGAGGUCUCCUCUGUGGAAAUCACAACACAGAAAUCAAAUGAAGAGAAAAAGAAUGAAGAAAAUGAACAGAAAUCCAAAGUGGAUGAGAAAGUGAACAAUAUCACAGAUUCUAAAGAUGACCCUGUUGAACUGAAAUAUAAAUAUAGGGAAGACCAGUGGAGUCCGCUUAAUAAAGAGGGCAAACGACAAUAUGAUAGGGACUUUUUACUGCAGUUUAGAUUUGAGCAUACAGCUGUUGAAAAACCUGAAGGGCUUCCAAAAAUAGCUGAUGUCAUUUUAGAUACGGCUAUGACAAGACCAAGUGUAAAUACACUAGAUUCAAGCAUGAUGAAUGCUCCCAAAACAAUGGAUCUUUUACUCCCCAAUUACAUUAUGAAAUCAGCCAGACAGGGAGGAGGACCUUCUCCAAGUAAUACUCGUCGCAGAGAUUCCCGUAAAGAGCAGAGGAAGAUCAUUCCAAGUGCGUCGUCAGGGCGUCAUGAUGUGCAGCUUAAGAAAGCAGAGAAUGCAUGGAAACCAGGUCAUAAGGCAGGUGAUGACAAAGAACUCCCACAAACUAUGGAACUCUACAGGAAAGUUACAAGUAUUCUUAAUAAGCUAACUCCACAGAAGUUUCAGACGCUCACACAGCAGGUCUUAGAUCUACCCAUUGAUACUGAAGAGAAGCUCAAAGUGGUGAUUGAUCUUGUAUUUGAAAAAGCACUUGGUGAACCAUCUUUCAGUGUUGCCUAUGCAAAUAUGUGUCGCUGCCUUAUGUCAAUGAAGGUCCCAACUGAUGACGGAAAAGGCGUUGUCAAUUUCAGAAAACUCCUCCUCAAUCGAUGUCAAAAAGAAUUUGAAAAGGACAAAGAUAAGGACGAUGUUCUUCUUCGUAUGAAGAAAGCUGUUGAGGAUGCCGAGACGGCCGAGGAAACGAAAAAAAAACAAGAAGAGUACAAUGAAUUAGAAACCAAGCUAAGGAGGAGAACGCUUGGAAAUAUUCGGUUUAUUGGAGAGUUGUUCAAACUGAAAAUGCUCACUGAGCCAAUCAUGCAUGAUUGUGUUGUGAAACUACUGAAAUCACACGAGGAAGAGUCACUGGAAUGUCUAUGUAGACUGCUCAGUACAAUUGGUAAAGACUUGGACCAUGAGAAGGCCAAGCCACGAGUUGAUCAGUAUUUUGCACAAAUGGAUAAGAUUAUCAGAAGCAAGAAGACUUCAAUACGAACAAGGUUCAUGUUAAAAGAUACACUUGAACUUAGACAAAAUAACUGGGUACCCAGGAGAGAGGAUAAUAAUCCGAAGACAAUUGAACAAAUUCACAAAGAAGCCAAACUUGAAGAACAGCAUAAACAGAUGAUGCUUUCAAAAGAACCAUUGCCCAAGAAUCGCAGUCGAGGUGGAAGAGGAGGACCACCUGACAGAGGUCAGGGUCAAUCGGAUGAUGGCUGGAAUAUGGUACAAACAAACAAAAGGCCUGUUUUCGAUCCAAAUAAAUUCAGAGUUACCAAGCCAACAGUUGAUGAAAACAUUCAAUUGGGACCUGGUGGUCGUCCUGGAGUAUUUGGUGGCUGGGGUCGUGGUAGUAGCGGUGGCUCUGGUAAACCACAGACAGAUACCCAAGAAAGCAGUAGACCAUCUACCCCUGGUAAUAGAUACUCUGCUUUGGCAUCAGGAGAGUCACAGCCUUAUGAUUAUGCAAGGCGAAAUAGUAGGGAGCUGGGUAGAGGACGGGACAACAAGGUGCGACAGUUGGGUGGUCCACGAAGAUCAUCAUCAAGAGAAAGUGCACGAGAUGAAAGAAAUCGUGGAAGGGAGCAAGCCAUUGCAGCUGCUAAAAAUUUGCACUCCACAUCAGUGGAGAGAAGAAGAGAUGAAGAAAGGGAACGAAUGCGGACACCUGAACCUAAGCCUGUCGUCUCUAUGCCAAGAACAGUGCCCCCUGUGCAGGAUAACAAAUCUGCUCUUACAGAAGAACAGAUGGAGAAAAAGACCAAAGCUAUUUUAGAAGAAUAUAUGCAUCUCAAGGACUCUAAGGAGGCAUUAACUUGUGUUGAAGAAUUGAACUCGCCAAACAUGAUGUACGUGCUUGUACGAGUUGGUAUCGAACAGUCUCUAGAUAGGAGUGAAGGUGCCAGGAAAGUUACUGGUGAACUCUUUUAUGACAUUCUUCAAAAGGGAUCUAUGACGAUGGAGCAGUACGAAAAAGGAUUGGGCGAAAUCCUUGAAUUUGCCGAAGAUAUGGCUAUUGAUAUUCCUAAAUUCUGGACGUACUUAGCUGAAAUUAUCUCUCCACUAAUCCAGAGCGGCAAAUACCCAAUGACAGUGCUGAAUGGACUUACAAAGCCACUGCUUAGUAUUGGUAAAGCUGGUUUUCUUACAGCUGAGGUGGUAUUAGUGGCUUCCAAAGUCAUAGUAAUUUUCUCAUUCUUUCAUCUCACUCGCUUCUUCGCAACAUUCUUCUUUAUUGAUCUGUUAUUGCAGGGUGUUGAAUUUACAGUGCCAUCUGGUUCAGGUAGUGUUAGUCAGCCUACAAGCACUAGUGUUGGCAUCUCAAUACAGAAAAUACAGAAUCAGUUAGAACAUUUACUACUAAGAAAAGCUGUUAAUGAUAAAAUAUUUGAUUGGAUAGAGGCCUAUGUAGCACCUGGGAGACGAAAAGAUAAGGAGUUUAUUCGUGCCUUGAUGACACUUGUGUGCCAAAGUGCUGUAUCGGGGGAAGCCAGUAACUGUCGUUGUUUAAUUGAUGAAGUGAAGCUAAGAGCACCAAUUCUUCAAAAAUUUCUUGAUAAUGAUGAUAAAUUAGAAUUACAAGCUUUGUAUGCUUUACAAGCUUUAAAUUAUAAACUGGAUAGUCCUCCAAGUUUGCUACGUAUAUUUUUUGAUAAGCUUUAUGACGAAGAUGUGAUUUCAGAAGAGGCUUUCUAUGCAUGGGAAUCAAGUGAAGAUACAAAUGAACAACAUGGUAAAGGUGUUGCCCUUAAGUCAGUCACCGCUUUCUUCACAUGGCUUCGUGAAGCAGAUGAUGACUCUGGUGACGAGUGCUGAGGAAGGAAACUAGUAAUAUAAUAUAACUUGAAGAUGAACAUUUCAGAUUUGGAAGCUGGAUGGUCCUUGCUCUAAGAUUAUAAUUCUGAUACAUUGUGCAAGCCAAUCUUCUGAAGCCACCUUUAAACUGAAUUUCUUUGGUGCAAUGCGUACUAAAUAAAAUUAUCAAGUCUCAACGAGACUGGACUGAAAUUGUUUUGUACUACUCUUUAACCAUGGGAAUAAUGUCUUUAACGAUUGGCUGGUGAAUGUGCUUUAGGCAUACCGGGAGGUCGCAAAGAAAAUGUGACCUUACAAAUAAUGUAACGGUGUAAAAUUCUGUAAAAAUAAAUAGUAAAUAUAAAUUAUGGGUUCGUGGUGGUAUUAGAUAUGAAAUCUAAUAGUUAAUUCAUUUUGCUGUUAUUUGGAUGCAUGUUAUAUUUCUGAUGAACAGCAAAAAAAAAAGCUUACAUAUUUUUGUUUUUGAGUUGUGGGGGCUCUUUAGAAGAGCUCGAUAACUCGUGCGUAAUUAAUGUGUAAACGAGAGGAAUUUUCCUCUUGAGACAAUUGCCACAAAUUCUGAUGUGCGCAAAAAAGCUGAUUUUCAUAAAAAAAUAAUAAAAUAACGAAUAUAUACACGUAUAUUUAAAAAAAAAUAUGGUCAGCUGAAUUGUUUCCAGUCUCCAGAGGUCCCACUGUGCGUUGUAAAUGGAGGGGGCGACAAGAAUUUAUGUUAUAAACAAGAAUUACGAAAAAAAACUUGCCUGCUGCUGCAAAUGAGAAUAAAUGAAAUGAUUUACAACAACAACAAAAAA
Molecule: messenger RNA, 6299 nt
Organism: Saccoglossus kowalevskii
Lineage: Eukaryota; Metazoa; Hemichordata; Enteropneusta; Harrimaniidae
Product: eukaryotic translation initiation factor 4 gamma 1-like
Cellular component (GO): eukaryotic translation initiation factor 4F complex
Molecular function (GO): translation initiation factor activity; mRNA binding; protein binding
Source: RefSeq, a predicted model, not a curated record